Molecule: messenger RNA, 2469 nt
Organism: Penicillium paradoxum
Lineage: Eukaryota; Fungi; Ascomycota; Eurotiomycetes; Eurotiales; Aspergillaceae
Product: NCBP1 family protein
Exons: 7
Coding region: 1-2469 (822 amino acids)
Biological process (GO): mRNA export from nucleus; nuclear-transcribed mRNA catabolic process, nonsense-mediated decay
Cellular component (GO): nucleus; nuclear cap binding complex
Molecular function (GO): mRNA binding; RNA cap binding
Source: RefSeq, a predicted model, not a curated record
AUGACCGAAAACGAUCGUCGAAACCAAAGCUACAGGGGUGGGCGCAAACGCCGCUACAGAGAUGAUGAUGACUUCGAUCGACGCCCUCAGAGGCGCAGAUACGAGGAGCCAUUGUUUGUUCAAGUCCGACGGCAGUUGUUGACCAUUGCGGAAUCGGCUGCCCGUAGAGCAGAAGAUGACGUCCAGGGUAUCGCGAAGACCGUCACGGAGAACUAUGAGGAUGAGGAGAUCCGUCGCGACUUUGUCAACAUCGCCCUUGAUCUUGUCCUUGAACAACCGAUGAAAAUUCCCUUUAUUGCCGGCACGGUCCUUGUCGCACAUGGUCUCAAGCCCGAGCUUGGAGUUGAGGUUUUGGGCAAGGCUGCCGAGGCCUUGCAAAAGUACAUUGAUACGGGGGCAUGGCGUGAAGUCAAACUCCUUGUUCGCUUUUUGGGUAUUCUCCAGCCAAUCUACGAAGGUGACGGCAUCUUCCCUCUUUUGGAGGAGCUGUUCGCCCGUGCUGUCGAUCUCCAGACUGCCUCUUCGGAAGAUCUUCUUGGUCUUGAAUUGGUGAAGAUUAUCCAAUUCACCAUUCCUUACAUCAUGUUAUCCCCCGCCUCUGGCUUUGAGGCCCAGGCUUCUGCGCUUCUGGAGAAGACCGACAUUAUUGCGUCUACGCCGCACGCUCUUGUCGACCUUGUGAAUACAUUCAGCCCCGAAGAGAAUCAGGAGGCAGCUGGUCAAAGUGUCAUCAGUUUGAUGCAGACACAACUUCAGGGGGAGGCCAACCAGGGUUGGGACCUCAAGUGUCUCCCUCGUCCCUGGAAUGAUGUACAGGAUGCUGAGGCAGAGGAGCCAAAAUCAUUUGAAUCGGUUACCAAGGUCCCCUUCCCCCAGAUUGUCGUGCCUAACCCUGUACCGAACGGCGCACGUGCUCUCUUUCCAGAGGUCUAUCUUUCGGUGUAUGCCGACCAAGAAAUAGACACUGUUCCUUCAACCAAAGAUAUCUCCUCAUCGCUUAUUCGGGAUGUACUUGUCGAUACUAUCAAUCUCCUUGAUUUCAACCGCGUUGCUACAGCCAAGUUUCUCAUUGAUAUCGAUUGCUAUUUCACUCCCAACACAUUCGUCAAACGUGCCACGCCUUUUGACCGCAUGCGCGACUUCGCACCUGACGUUCAAGCCUGGAAACCGGAGGAUGUGGCAGUAGACGCAGUAUUUUCGCAGCUAUUCCAACUGCCGGCGUCGGAGCACAAGCUCGUCUAUUACCACUCCGUUCUCACGGAGUGCUGCAAGAUUGCCCCGGCAGCGAUUGCGCCGAGUUUAGGCCGUGCAAUCCGGUUCUUGUAUAACAGCCUGGAAACAAUGGAUUUGGAGCUCAGCAACCGUUUCCUGGACUGGUUCGCUCACCAUUUGAGCAACUUUGGGUUUACUUGGAAAUGGAGCGAGUGGACCCAUGAUCUUGAGUUACCUGCCAUUGAUCCACGAAUGGCGUUCAUUCACGGUGCUUUGGACAAGGAGAUUCGAUUGAGCUUCGCUCAGCGCAUUAAGGGAACUCUCCCGGAGCCUUACCCAAGCUUAAUCACAGAAGGCAAAGAGAAAGACACUCCCGAGUUCAAAUAUUCGUCUGAGAUGGCUCCUUACUCCAAGGAAGGGCAAGAACUCAUGCAGCUUAUUCGGAAGAAGGCUAGUGACGAAGAAAUCCAGCCUGUAAUUACGGCCAUUGAAGAACAGGCCAAGAGUCAAGGCGUUGAUGACCCCAAAAUCCCAUCCACGGACGCAUUUGUAACUUCGCUCUGCUACGUCGGAUCCAAAUCACUCUCUCACGUUCUGUCAUGCAUCGAACGGAGCAAAGAUCGCCUCCUGGCCAUUGGCACGGAAUCUCAACAUGCGCGCUGCCAAAUUAUCACCUCCGUCAUGGACUACUGGGUCGACCAGCCCGGCAUUGCCAUCAACAUCAUCGACAAACUGCUCAACUACACCAUCCUCACCCCGCUCUCGGUCCUCGAGUGGGCCCUCUCCGAAUCCGUUGCAGCAGGUACCAUCCUCUCGAAACCUCACGUCUUUGAGAUGAUCUCCGCUACUGUUGGCAAGGUCACCAACCGUAUGCGCCAGAUUGUUGCCGCCCGCGCCCAGCCCAGCCUGUAUGAGCCCCAGCUCAGCGUGAUCGACGAGACCCUCGCUCGCGAACGCACCGACAUGCAAGCCCUCUUCAAGUACAUUGAGGAUUCUAUCGUCUCCGUUGCUGCGGGAAGCAACGACGAGCAGAUGGAGCGUGGGGAUGGCAGCGGCAAUCUGCCUGAGGAUGCCAUUAUCCGCCAAUGGGGUCGUCGCUGGCUCCGCGUGUUCCGGCGAAAGGCUGCCGUCGAAGAAUCAUUCAUCUCUGAUGCCCUUGCUAAUGCCACCCCCCUUGGCACGCAAGCCCCGCAUGUUCCUGAGCCCGAGGGUCCUGCGGACGCAGAUUUGGAUAUCGCCGACGCAGAUGCGCAAUAA